This is a messenger RNA of Colletotrichum orchidophilum, 1011 nucleotides long. Its product is annotated as formamidase. Bases 1 to 1011 code for a protein of 336 amino acids. The transcript has a single exon. Lineage: Eukaryota; Fungi; Ascomycota; Sordariomycetes; Glomerellales; Glomerellaceae. Gene Ontology annotation, molecular function: hydrolase activity, acting on carbon-nitrogen (but not peptide) bonds, in linear amides. The record is from RefSeq and is a predicted model, not a curated record.
AUGGCCCCUUCAAACUUCCACAUCACGUCCGCCCACCCCCGCCUCCACUGGUCCCGCGACACUCCACCCCUCAUCACAGUGCCCCCCGGCGCCACCGUAACCUUUGACCUCAAAGACUCCUCCGGCGGCCAAGUGAACCCCUCCACCACACCCUCCGACCUCGCAAAACUAGACCUCGCCACCUUCGACCCCAUCUUUGGCCCCGUCGCCAUUGAAGGCGCAGAACCAGGCGACGUCCUCGAGAUAGAAUUCCUCCACCUCCAACCUUCCUCCGGCUGGGGCUUCACCGCCAUAUUCCCCGGCUUCGGCCUCUUGGCAGACGAGUUCCCUAACCACGUCAUAAAGCACUUCACUUGGGACCAGUCUUCGCCCACCACAACCACCACCACCAUCACCAGCAGCAACCACAUCCUCUUCCAACCCGGCAUCAAAAUCCCCCUCCGUCCCUUCCUAGGCGUAGCGGGCGUCGCACCAUCCCUCCCAGGCCCCCUGUCCACCAUCCCGCCCCUCGACACGGGAGGCAACAUUGACUGCAAACACAUCACCGCCGGAACAAGACUCUACCUCCCCGUCCGCGUCCCCGGCGCAAACUUCUCCUGCGGAGACGGGCACGCGGCCCAGGGCGACGGCGAGGUAUGCGGCACCGCGAUAGAAACCCCCAUGAAGGCCACCCUCCGGUUUACCGUCCGCAAAGAUAUGCCCUAUGUCACGAGCCCGCACUACGAUACGCGCGGGUCGGCGGCGCAGCAUGCUCAGCAUCAGCAUCAGACGCAGGGUGGUGAUCCGCCCGUGGCCGUGUAUGCCGUGCUCGGGAUCGAUUCCGACUUGUUGGAGGCGAGUAGGAAGGCGCUCAGGGGGCUGAUUGCGCGCCUUGUCGCGACGAGGGGGCUUGAGAGGGAGGAGGCGUACAUGCUGUGCAGUAUUGCUGCCGAUUUGAAGAUUGCAGAGAUUGUUGAUAUGCCUAAUUUUGCCGUGUCUGCGAGUAUCCCCUAUUCCAUUUUUGAAGACUAG